AUGGCCUCACAAAGUAGCUCUGUAGUGAUGAUCGAUUCAUCGGCCCAAGACAAAAUCCAUAUAUCUACCUCUUCUCAAAGCAAAGACAAAAUUUCAGAAAGUGAACAAAGAGCCAUUCUGUGUACAAGUACAAACGUCGACGGAGAGGGGCCUGAAUAUUUUCUCAUGUCAUUGGUUCGAGGUGAAGAUGAAGACCUUCUCUACAUGUACGGAGGAGAGAAUAAUAAGGGUCUACUCUCCAACGUCCUUCAUGUAUUGGAUCCUCAUCUUCUUCAAUGGAAACAAAUUUCUUGGAAGAAAAGUGAUGAUCAUUCCUCGAAUGAUUUUCCUCCAAAAGUUGAGGGUCAUUCCAUGUCAUUCGUUAAGGUAGGAGAAAGAAAGGAAAUUAUUUUCUUCGGGGGCCUUGACAAUAUGAGAUUGAGCGGUUACGGAAACACCUUGUUUGCACUAGAUGUAAAUUCCCUGAAAUGGGAAAUCAUACAGGCACAAUCGUCAUCAAACAUGCCCCAUGACAUUCAUGGUAGAAGGCAACAUGCUGCUGUGUGUGUGGGCAGCAAAUUGUAUGUUUUCGGAGGAGAAAUGUUGACAGAUAUGAAUGAGAUAAAACUAUUGGAUGAUUUGAUUGUCUUCGACAGAGAAAGUUGCACCUGGUCGAGCCCUUUUGAACAGGAUCAACCAAUUGUAAAACCUCCUCCAAUGCGCGGCCAUUCCAUGCUGUACGAUGGAGGCUCCAAUCUUUAUGUAUACGGUGGAAAAACAGAGCAUACCUACAGUGAUCAGAUGUGGAGAUUGAACAUUGAAAACAUGAAGUGGGAGCUCAUUGAGCCGUCUACACAAUCAACAACUCCAAAAGGAAGGGAAAUGCAUUCAGCAAUUCUUUUAGACAACAUCAUGUAUUUCUACGGAGGAUGGUCGCAAAGAGGACCAACCAACGAGCUUAUUUCUUUCAACUUGGAGGAUCGAGUUUGGAAACAUUGGAAACACUCAUUGUCGCAAUCAAAAGAUUCCAUUCGUUUUGGGCAUUGUGCUGCCAUUGUCAACUCUAAUCAACUUGUCGUGCUGGGAGGAAGAAAUCACUUGUUCCAAAAUCAGCCAGGUGUUUUAACGUUUAGUUUGCAAAAAGGUGAGAUGGAUGAAAUGCCAAAGGAAUCGGCCAACCUCAUCAAGCCCACAUUACAACAAGUCAUUGAGCUUGACUCUGACGAAAAGAUAUUGCUUGAGAAGUGCGGAAAAACACUUUCUCAACAAGAUGCACUUGAUGUGACAAAGUAUAAGACAAUAUUUAGUGAAUUGACAGAGCAACAAAUCAAGUUCUAUGAAGAACUUGCCAUUAUUCUCGCAAGUCAAGCUGAGACUGCGAAGGAGGUCAAGGAAUUGUUGGAACAAAAUCGAAGAAAGGAGGAGCAAAAACAGAGCGAGACAGAAAAUUCUUUGAAGCCAAUCGUUCCAGCUAAAUCAGAAAUAUCUGACACAAAAGAGAAUGAGAAAUCUACAACACCAACUACUACUCGAGAUCCACCCAGUGGCCUCACCCUCUCACCUCCCGCUUCUUCAGCAUCCCCAAGCAAACCCAACAAGAAGAACAAGAAAAAGAAGAAAAAAUAA
Naegleria fowleri is the source of this 1605-nucleotide messenger RNA. RefSeq lists its product as uncharacterized. Gene Ontology annotation, molecular function: protein binding. Bases 1 to 1605 code for a protein of 534 amino acids. The record is from RefSeq and is a predicted model, not a curated record. NCBI's taxonomy places the organism in Eukaryota, Heterolobosea, Eutetramitea, Acrasida, Naegleriidae. The transcript has a single exon.